Molecule: messenger RNA, 3407 nt
Organism: Boleophthalmus pectinirostris (great blue-spotted mudskipper)
Lineage: Eukaryota; Metazoa; Chordata; Actinopteri; Gobiiformes; Gobiidae
Product: hydroxycarboxylic acid receptor 2-like
Exons: 3
Coding region: 491-1372 (293 amino acids)
Biological process (GO): phospholipase C-activating G protein-coupled receptor signaling pathway; positive regulation of Rho protein signal transduction
Cellular component (GO): membrane
Molecular function (GO): G protein-coupled receptor activity
Source: RefSeq, a predicted model, not a curated record
UGUCUCCUUUUGCUGGCUGGGCCAGUGCAGCUGUACUUGUUGACUUGGUUGCAGCGUGUGUUAUCAGUUGUUAUACAAAACACUGGAUGAGCAUAUAAUCUCGGGCUCUUAUCCUGUGUGGUCCUCUCAGAGCUACACAGUUACUCAGCCUCUGGGAGCAGUGCUCCAGUCCCUGUCCUCAUCAGGUGCACACACACACGCACACACACACAGGUGGUGAGCCCUCUGCAGUAAUCAGCAGUAACAUCUUACAUGAACUCUGCAGCUCGGGCCUUGUGUCACUGACUCUGUUGCAUCAGACAGACUCAGAAUGCAGACAAAACAUGAAAGGGCUUGUCCACAUGGGAGACAAUCUGUUUAUGUAGCAGCUCCAGGCAUGGUCCAAUCUGAGAAGCAAAGCAGGAGAUAAAACACCCACCAACCUGCACUUCACACAGACUGAACCAAGGACUGAAGCAGCGACUGACCCAGCACCAGGGCUCCUCUAAAGAUGAACUCCUCUGAGGUGGGCAAUGUGCAGGUGAAUGCCACCUUGCGCCCGCUCUGGUACUUGUAUCCGGUGUGCGCGGCUGAACCCUUCGCCUUUGUCUUUUACUACGGCGUCAAAGUUCUGAACCUGGUGGUGGGCACACCCUGUAAUCUUCUAGUCAUCUGGCACAUUGCGUCCAGGAAGAGUGAUGCGUCCACCUCAGACAUCUUCAUCCUAAACCUGGCUGUGCUGGACGCCUAUUUCUGCCUCAUGACGCCCAUCGACCUGGUCAACCGCCUGCUGCUCGGCAACGGGAGCAUCUGGCGUUUUCAGCGUUUUGCCUAUGGGGUCAAAGACUCAGCCCCGCUCUUCCUCGUGUGCAUCUGCCUGGACCGGUACAUGGCUGUGGUGCACCCGGUGGUGUUCAGUCGUGUGCGGGACAAUAAGCUGCGUGUGCUGGUGUCUGUGCUGGUGUGGGGGCUGGUGCUGGCCUAUGGCCUGGCCAAGAGUCUGGUCUAUAACUUCCUGGUUCAGUUUGAGCUGUUCACUGCCAUCAUUCUGUUAGCCUUCGCAGUCAUGCUCUUCUCCAACAUGUCCAUCAUCUGGGUGCUGCGACGCUCGGUGGCAGGGAAGGAGGAGAUGCACCCUGUGAAGAAGAGGGCUUUCCGCAUGGUCAUCAUCAUCCUGGCCAUUAUCGUGGUCAACUACCUGCCCCCCGUGGCCCUCAUGCCCUUCUCCUCACGCUAUAGCUUCAUCGAGUACCACUGUAAGAUCGUCCUGAGUGUCUACCUCAUCAUGGACCUGAGCAGCAGCAUCGAGCCGCUUGUCUACAUCACCAAGAUGGAAGGUGGUGGCUGCUGUGGGCAACAACCUAAGGGCCCUGACGGCCCCCCUACAGUCUAAGACCUGACUUCAAUCCAGGGCUCAGGGCCUGCUCUGUGCUCUGGCCCAAGAUCAUGGGGUUCCCUGUCGCGGUACUGCAGCUCUCACUGCUCCAGACAGGAUGCCCCAGUGGUGUUGAAGAAUGGGUCAAAUGCAUAGGACAAAUUUCCAAUAAAGUGUACCUUAACUUAAGCACUCCACUUUUACUUUCUGGUUACCCACAGCGAGAGUUAUGUGGUCCUCUGUUGUUUUGAGUCUACUGAUUUGAAUGAUUUAUGACUGUUUAUAUCUUAAAAUUUUGUUGAUUUGAUUUGACUAUGUGCAGCAGUUUGGAAACUGUUUUUGUUCUUAAAAUGUACAGGUAUAUAAUACACUACCCCCCACCAAAAAAUUAAUGGAACACUUUGAAAAAACAUCAAAUCUCAAUAUGAGAAAAAAAAAAAGUCAGAAAUCUAUGGCCCCCCAAAAUCUCACAUUUGGUUGCUGCUCAUUUUUUUUUUCAAUUUUUGAGGUCCAAGAUCUAUUGACUCCAGUCAGAUAUUUACAAACUAACUGCUGAACCUGAAUAUUUGAGAGAAUGACCAUUUCUGACACAAAUCUCACACUUUUCUGAGCUUUCAUGUGGAUGGUGUAGAGUCCCAAAUCUGACCAAUCACAGACCAAAUGUGAUCUUUUUGGCCCCUUCUUUGGACCCUUGGUUCCCCAUGUGGCACAAUUAGAUGUUGAUCAAAUUUUUACCAGAGAAACUUUGGCAUAUUCUGAUUAGUUUAAAGUAAUAAAAACAUCUACUAUUAACUUCUUUCAUUUCAAAAGGGAUUUUUGAAAACGCGUUCUCACGGGUCAUUUUUGGUGGAGCUUAGGCACUUUUCCACCUGCAGAAAGGUUCAAUUACCUUUAAUAGACUUAAACUAUAAUUAUUUGCUUGUUAUAAGGGAAAACAAUUGGAGAUUAUUUGUGGUACAUUGUUUGGAAAAGUGUCAUUAAUCAUUUGAGAAAAUUCAACUAUUAACUUCAUAUAAAAUUUUGAAAAAAUGUUUGUUUGCAUUAUUUAUUCUGUUUUUAUUUGACGGAAGAUAAUUUGUUAUCUCACACAGAAACAGCUUUUCAUGAUGUAUAAGUAAAGCAACAAAAGUUAAGAUAGUAUUCAUGGAAACUGAUUAAAAGGAAAAUUACAAUUGGAAUACUCCCUGCCUGUUAAAUCACAAAGUCUCUGGUUCUAUAACCAUGUCUUUCAGUAUCACCAUAUGUGUUUUAUUUUUGCACAAAAACAUUACAAGAAGGCAGUAACAUUAACAAGAAUGAAGAAGAAGAAAAAUUCAGUGUGAAAAAAACCUCAGCGGAAAAUAUCAACAUACUGGAAAAAUCUGCCCAUUCUGGUCUCUUUGCCACCUGCAUGUAGAUCAUGUGUAUUUGUAUCUUGCACACUAAGUGUUCCUAACUACUAAUGAACUUCAGAAAUCAUGUUUGGAUCCUGUCAUAAUCUGCAGUGUCAAGGAGAUAAUUUCGUGCUCUUCUUCUCUGAACUUCUGGUACUUUAAUACAACAGAUUCUGUUCUGAAAUGGGACCCAACAUGGUUCUGUGGAUGUUCAGGAGGACACAUGAGGGUUCUGUCGUCUCCAUUCAUGAAUCUCACACAGACAUCACCAUGUUCAUCUGAACACUCUGAAAUAUUCCCAAUGAACCACCUGAUGUCAUAAAUACAUGCAUAUAUUGACCUGCUGGUACAGAGACAAAUCUGCACAAUCUCAUUUUGUAUUUUCAGAAACUGACAUUUCAUAAAUGAUCUUCAGAUAUUCUCCUCAUUUCUAAUUUAAUCUGAAAAUCAGACCUAGGUUUUCUGAGUGUCAACCCUCCAAAAAAUGUCAAUAAGCAGAUCAUAUUUUCUACUGUGUACUCAAAACCCACAGAACAACUUAAAAACGUCAUAACAAAACAUUGGCAUAUACCACAAACUGACCCUUCAUUGGGUGUGGCUUUUAAAGAGCACCCCCUAGUGGUGUAUAAAAGAGGAAGGAACCUUGGAGAUAGGCUUGUGCACUCCUAUCUUCCUCCAAA